AUGGACCAAGAUUCCUCUCAACAUAUCUGCAACAGAACCGGUUGCACUCAAGCCUUCUCCAGCAAGAAGCAACUCAAGAAGCACCAGAGAACGGUCCACCAGCUGCAAGUUACCUGCAAGGUCUAUGGACAGGAGACUCGAGUGACCCUGGACAGACAAGAAGAUGAAGCUUUCAGAUGCCCAACAGAAGGUUGUGAGGAAGAGUCUGAAGAUCCUGUUCGAAUCCAAAAACACGUGAAGAAAUGUGAUCCUUCGAGGUUCCAACAAGCUAGGGUCAUGCCAGUUCCGCCGAGUGACUAUGUUCAUCUUGUACCAGCAGGAGAUCAAUUGAUUGACAUACCUGAUUACCCUAAUUUGGCUUAUAAUAAAUAUGCCAACAUCCUUCUCUGCACUCGUUGUCAUAUUGGCGUCCCCACAAACGAGGUCGAAACCCUAACAGCAGGAGCGCCUGGAAUGAGCCCUCAUUCCUCAGACCCCUCAGACCCCUCUCUUGGUGGAGGGUCUGAGGGGUCUGAGGAAUGA
Molecule: messenger RNA, 522 nt
Organism: Puccinia graminis f. sp. tritici CRL 75-36-700-3
Lineage: Eukaryota; Fungi; Basidiomycota; Pucciniomycetes; Pucciniales; Pucciniaceae
Exons: 2
Coding region: 1-522 (173 amino acids)
Source: RefSeq, a predicted model, not a curated record